AUGCACAUACGACGAAUGCAAGCUUGAGAUACUACUACUAGGAUAGGCGAAGAGAGGUUUCCCGCGGACAUCCAGUGCGUUCCCGCCGGAGGUCGACCACAUCAAGAACCCAUGCUCCCCAUCUCCCGGCGGGCGCUCACAGUCUCCAUAUAACAAGCAGCCCGUAAAGUAUAGUGUCACUACUUCUGACGUCUCUGCUCAGCUCGUCUGGGCUUUACUAGACACUCACAUGGCGCUCUUCCAUUCCAAGAUCUCGCUGCAUGUACCGCCGCCCGACGAUAUCUCGCUGCCGCAGUUCAUGCUCGAUGGAGCGGCGCAUCCGAAUCGACCGAGGAGGCCCGAGGGAACGCCAUGGCUGAUAGACGAGGAGACGGGGAAGGAAGUCUCAGAGGCCGAGGUCAUCUCUCGAACGGAUGCAUUCGCUAGAGCUAUGCACGCCAUCUGGGGUAUAGGAAACAACGACGUUGUUGCACUGUAUAUCCCGAACCACAUCGACUAUCCGAUAUCCAUCUGGGGUGCCCAUCGUCUCGGUGCUAUUGCAGCGAUGACCAGCCCCGCUCUUACCGUGCCCGAGCUUAUUUACCAGCUCGAGAUUGCGAGGCCGCGCCUCCUGCUAGCACACAUCGACAACCUCGCUAACGCGCUUGAGGCUGCCGACAAGAUCGGGUUGCCGCACGACCACGUGAUCGUGUUCGACGCGCACAAGGCUGAGGCUCGAGGUCGGCUUCCUGACGGAGUGAGGUCAGUGGAAGAGGUCAUCCAGAGUGGCGUAGGAAUACCCAAGUACCCUGAGUGCCGACUGAAGAAGGGUGAGGCGAAGACGAAGAUCGCCGUGCUGUGUUAUUCGAGCGGGACGACGGGCAAGCCGAAGGCCGUUGCGGUCUCACAUUAUAACCUGGUCUGUAACAUCCUGCAGAACGCCGCGACGUGGAGACUCAACGAGGACUACGCACCGACGGAGGAGAUACGGUUCGUGCCGGGGGACCGUUGUGCGGCUGUACUUCCUCUCUAUCAUAUAUAUGGCCUAUCAGCCAAUCUGCAUAUCACGCUGUUCGGUGGGAUGUCGGUCAUUAUAAUCCAGAAGUACAAUCACGAGAACCUGCUCCGGAGCAUCGAGCGCUACCGCAUCACUCACCUCUUUCUGGUUCCUCCGCAAGUUGUCGUCUUCUGUAAGCAUCCCUCAACGCGAAAACACGACCUCUCGCACGUUCGAUGUUGCAUGGUCGCUGCCGCUCCUCUUACAGCAGAGCUUACGUCGCAACUUCUCGAGAUCAUGCCACAGGUCCAUCUCGGCCAGGCAUAUGGGAUGACGGAGACAACCUCUGCAGUCAGCACAUGGCCCAUCUCUCAGAAGGUGGGCACGCCCGGGAGCAGUGGGCACCUCAUUGCAGGGACGACUGCGAAGGUGGUCAAGCCGGACGGGACGCUCGCGCGCGUCGGUGAGCCAGGAGAACUUUGGGUCAAGGGUGGGCAAGUCACGCUUGGGUACUAUCGCAAUCCUGCAGCGACAAGGGAAGCGUUCACAGAGGACGGGUGGAUCCGUACGGGCGACGAGGUGGUGAUCCACGAGAACGGCGAUCUGUUCGUGACUGACCGAAUCAAGGAGCUCAUCAAGGUGCGGGGACACCAAGUCGCCCCCGCUGAAUUGGAGGGCCACCUCCUUGCACACCCUGCCGUCGCGGACGCGGGCGUCGUCGGUGUGCCAGACGACUUCUCCGGCGAGACACCGUUCGCUUUCAUCGUCCUCCAUCCCUCCUCACAGGCAAGCGUCUCGGUGGACCUGGAUGCCGCGCGCGAUAUGCGAGAAAGUAUCUAUCAGCAUGUCGCGAAAGUCAAGUCCCGCGAGAAGUGGCUUGGAGGUGGGGUAGAGUUCGUGGACACCAUCCCGAAGAAUGCGAGUGGAAAGAUCCUGCGGAGGGUGCUGAGGGAGCGGGCGAGAACAUUGCCUAGGCGGAUAGACUUCAUGGGCAAGAUCAAGCUCUAGCUCUGGUGCCUCGAGUGGUCAGGCUAUCUGGUGGUUUCGAGUCCAAUAUUGUUGGACAGGUCAGUGCGGACAUUGAUCUCGUUGAUAGGAGGAGGAGGGAAUGGGUGCCGUAUCGAUGGCGUGUCGGUACUAAUCUUUCAUGAAUGUAACAAUGCUCGUUAGUUGAAGCCCGAAGACCUGAAGUACUAUGUAAAUGGCCCGUCACAACGGAAAAAACAUCGAAGUUUGUUUGUUUGUUUGUUCGUUCCCUUUAUUGUCACUGAGGGCGGAGCCCUAUGUAGACAUACUCUGUACAUAGUUCAGUCCGUAGUCCGUCAAUCGAAU
Molecule: messenger RNA, 2308 nt
Organism: Rhodofomes roseus
Lineage: Eukaryota; Fungi; Basidiomycota; Agaricomycetes; Polyporales; Fomitopsidaceae
Product: phenylacetyl-CoA ligase
Exons: 16
Coding region: 230-1984 (584 amino acids)
Biological process (GO): secondary metabolic process
Molecular function (GO): CoA-ligase activity
Source: RefSeq, a predicted model, not a curated record